This is a messenger RNA of Chiloscyllium plagiosum (whitespotted bambooshark), 6702 nucleotides long. The record is from RefSeq and is a predicted model, not a curated record. NCBI's taxonomy places the organism in Eukaryota, Metazoa, Chordata, Chondrichthyes, Orectolobiformes, Hemiscylliidae.
GACGUGCGGGAGAAACGCGCGCGAUACGCAAAACACCUACCGGGGCGGGGAGCCUGGAAACAGCCGGUGUGCGCGUUCGUUCGGGCGGGGUGACUGGGUGCGGACGCAGGUUGGAACCGAAAAGAGCGGAGUCGGCAGAGAGAGAGAGAGAGGGAGACAAAAAAAAGGGGGCAAUGGGGCGGGAGAGGCACACUCUCAAACUGUCCAUCAUAUCAUAGAGGCGGGGAGGGGACCCCGGUAGGAAAUAAACCGUAAGCACGCGCGGCGCCAGGUGUAAACCGCAAUGGUCCCCCCCCGGUGGAGUUAAACCGGCACUCGGCCCAUCACACUCAUUGUCGUUAAUGGGCGGCGGGAGAUGGGGUCUUUACCCAAUGUCCUAAAUCGGUGUUAGUGGCGGCGGUGUGUCCUACCCGCCGCGGCCCCUGUUUAACUCUAAUCCUCCCGGGGCUGCUACCGGCGCCGCCUCCUCUUCCUCCGCCUCUUUUGUGUGUGUGCGUGUGUUUUUUUUCCACACUCUAUCUCUCUGUCAGUGUCUCCCUCCCUCCCUCCCGGCUCCACAAACUGCCAGACCCCUCCUUGUUAUGCAGGAUGAUGACCUUCUGAUGCCGGACAGGACGACAGACAUCAGCCUCAGCGCGACUCGCCCAGCUCCGACCUCCUCCGGCCGCCCGGUCUCCGCACCGCCAGCCCGUGGUUUCAGUCGCCAGCGGCGGCAGCAGCAGCAGGAGGAGGAGGGAGACAUCACCAUCACCCAGUGUCCGGACAUCCUGACCAUACCGAGUCAUCCUCCUCCUCCUCCUCCUGUUUCUCAGCUCCGAGGCCGCCCCCUGCCUCUCAGCCCCGGGGAGGAGGAGGAGGAGGAGGGAGGCGGGGACACGGACAGACUCUCCUCCACCGAUGCCGCUCUGAAGUUUGCGGAGAGCAGCCAGCAGCACCGCGGCGGCCACAGGCUGAUGGAGUCUCCCGGUAACAUGACGGCGGCUAAUGGCGGCGGCAUCGGGAUGUUACCGGGACUCGGCGCCGGCUUUCAGCAGCAGCAGCUCCACCAUCACCCGGACGGCAGCAGCAGCGGCGGAGGGGUAUCCGCCGGCGGAGGCGCCGGCAGCAGCAGCAGCAGCGGAGGCAGCAGCAGCAGUAACGGCUCCUCGCCCUCUCCGGUCGCCGCUCUCACCGGCUUCGGCACCGCCUGGUCGCCGGCUCCCGCCGCCCAAGUCAGCACUCCGCCCGCCUCUGCCGCCGCCAAUACCCCGGCACUGUCGGCCGCCGGCCCCGGAACCUGCCCGGUGCCUAACUCCGCUGAAGACAGCUUUUUCCACGGCAUCCCCUCCAUUAACGGCACGGUCCUCUUUCAGAGCUUCGCCGGGAUGAGCCAGGGUUACGGCGGGGGAGGAGGCGGAGGCACUAACUUCUCCCCCUUACCUCAGCAGCAGCAGCAGAGCCGGCGAUCUCCUGUCGGCCUUCACCAUCACCAUCACCCCCAACACCAGGCCGCUUUCCCUCACCAGAGGAGCACCUACAACCACCAUCAGCCCAUAAUGAAACAGUCUCCAUGGAACAGCCACCAGAGCAGUGGCUGGAGUGCAGGAGUGUCCUGGGGAGGCAUGCAGACAAGGGAUCACCGCAGAUCUGGAGGUGUAGGAAUGCCAACAACCAUGAACCAAAUCUCUCCACUGAAGAAACCUUUUUCCAGUAAUAUUAUAGCACCACCCAAAUUUCCUCGGUCAGCUCCAACACUGCCACCAAAAUCUUGGAUUGAAGACAAUGUUUUCAGGACGGACAACAAUAGCAACACUCUGUUACCUUUACAGGAUCGCACUCGUCUAUAUGACUCCCUAAACAUGCAUUCACUUGAAAACUCACUUAUUGACAUAAUGAGGGCUGAACAUGAUCCACUGAAAGAAAAGGACCUUGUAGUGAAUGAAACCAUUGAGCAGAACCAAUGGGUCUUUCCUCUCCAAGCGAGUCCUGCAAGAAAAAAAGGAAUGUCACGCAUCCUCUUGGCUCUGAGGGAGCCGGAUCAGUGUCAAGGGCUCUUUCCAUGUCGUCUAGGAUAUCCACAUCCAGGAACUGACAAUUUUCUAAUGAUUAAUGCAAGAAGUUAUGGGCGAAGACGAGGCCGUUCCUCAUUGUUCCCCAUAGAAGAUGGUUUUCUUGAUGAUGGACAUGGUGAUCAGGGAGUCCCUGGGGUUCUGAAUUCUGUUAAUUGCUGCUCUUCUCACCAGAAUGGGGAACGAAUUGAACGAUACUCACGUAAAGUAUUUGUUGGUGGCCUUCCCCCAGAUAUCGAUGAAGAUGAAAUUACUGCCAGUUUUCGUCGUUUUGGACCUUUGGUGGUUGAUUGGCCCCAUAAGGCCGAAAGCAAAUCUUAUUUUCCACCAAAAGGUUAUGCGUUUCUUCUGUUUCAGGAGGAGAGUUCUGUCCAGGCUCUAAUUGAUGCUUGUAUUGAAGAAGAUGGCAAACUCUACCUUUGUGUUUCAAGUCCCACUAUCAAGGACAAGCCAGUUCAGAUCCGACCAUGGAAUCUAAGUGACAGUGACUUUGUAAUGGAUGGUUCACAGCCUCUUGAUCCACGCAAAACCAUUUUUGUAGGAGGGGUUCCUCGCCCUCUGAGAGCUGUGGAGCUAGCUAUGAUUAUGGAUCGUCUUUAUGGUGGGGUAUGUUACGCAGGGAUUGACACUGACCCAGAACUGAAGUACCCGAAAGGUGCAGGUCGUGUAGCCUUCUCAAAUCAGCAGAGCUACAUAGCUGCCAUCAGUGCUCGAUUUGUUCAGCUACAGCAUGGAGAUAUUGAUAAACGGGUGGAAGUUAAGCCAUACGUGCUAGAUGAUCAAAUGUGUGAUGAGUGCCAGGGUGCUCGAUGCGGUGGAAAAUUUGCUCCAUUUUUCUGUGCCAAUGUCACUUGUCUGCAGUAUUACUGUGAAUUUUGUUGGGCAAACAUCCACUCUCGUGCCGGCCGGGAGUUCCACAAACCGCUGGUGAAGGAGGGGGCCGACCGCCCUCGACAGGUUCACUUCCGCUGGAGCUGAACAUAACAUUCAGGCACCUGAAGGAUCAUGACAGAUGAAAAGAGGAGAGUGCAUGAGGCUUAAAAAGGCUGAAGAAACCAUGAAUAGUUAGGAGAAAUAAGUGCAUUCUUCUGCCUCCUACCCCAGCUCUCGAUGCAUACAUCAUAUAUAGCAGCUAAUACACUACAGGCCUCUGUUUGUCACCAAAACCCUGCAUCUCAGGCUUUACUAACUUUUUUGAGGUACUUUCAUGUUUUUGGAAAAAAGGAUUUUUUGUAGUUUUUUCAAGUUAUUUUUUUAUAUAAGAAAAACUUAAAAUUAGAAGUGAGAAUGUUGCCACUUAGGGGCGCACAGUUUGCUGCUAUCUUUAAUGGGUGGAGCAUGCACUUAUUUCCAGAAGCUCAGUUUCAUCUCCAAGACCUGUCCCUAGUAAUUUUACCAAAGGUAGCAAAUAGUAGGAGGCAAGUUUAGCUAUAGAUGAGUGAUUUCUGCCACACAAAAUUUUAUUUUUUAAUGUUGCUAUUUGCAAUGUAUACACAAACUUUUUAAAAACAAAAGUAGGGUUACGUUUUUGCUCUCCAUUUUGACUUGCAAGAAAUAAUACCUCAAGAGACUGAUCUGGUUUAACAAUUUUAGCAUUUUUAUUAUUCUUGAGCUACAAUAGAAGCUUUGCUGCUAUAUAGGUAUGUUAAAUGCCAGAACAUGCAGUAACAAAAUGGGAUCAGAAACAUAAUUAUAGCAGCUGCAUUAUGGAAGAAUUAGAUGCAGACAGCAAUGGCCUAGACUGCCACAGAUUAGAAUGUGAAUUUAAACAAUUGCAUGUUUACUUGUACACCUUAUGCAUGCACUAAAAGUAUAUUCAUACAUGUUCCUUCACAGCAAUGGAUGUGAUGUCAGUUUUUGGCAAGCAUUCAGAAAAACUAGUUCGCAUGAAUGAAAGGUACAACAAUAGCUUAAAAUAAAAAGAGGAAAAAAAAUCUAACUUGCAUGCAUUAAUGUGACUCCUGUAACAAGAAUGUCCUACUGCUACACUUUGUGUACAUUAUGCAAAAUAGCUUUUAGAGUAGAUGUGCAGCCACUAUUGUAACCUGGUGGGUUGUGGAGUUUGAUUUUUGCAGACUGGAUGUAAUCUCGUAUUCCUUGUGCAAUCUUGUUAAUAUGUGUGUUUUUGUUUAGUGUUGUAAGUUGCUGUCCUAAAUAUAAAUUUAAAAAGUAGAUAGAAUUCUAAAACAAAUUAGUACAUGGUAAACAAUGGGAUAAAAAGCUUUUGAUUUCAUUGCCCCUUUCAUAAAACUCUUUGGUACAAUGGCUCAGACUUCCUCUAAAAACCAAAGAUGGCCAGCACACUGCUAAACAAUCACCAAACUCCAAGCCCCUCCAAAAAUGUUAUAAAAUGGUACUGAUUACAUCACACAAGUUACAUGAUUUAGCAAACUAGCCAUUUUAAAGUCAAAAUGGAGAUGACUAUGGUGUUAAAUUAACCUGGUUUGACAUUAAAGCAUUGAAUUUCUCUGCAGUUUAACCACACUAGAAUGAAAAAUGUAUUGUAAGCUGCUGAAAGUUAUGCGGGUGUCAAUUAUUUAUUCAAUAAAGGUGAUCAUGCCAUUACAAGCAUUUACUGUAUAGAACAACUGUAUAUAAUCCUUAGGGACAAUCUUUUUAUGUAAGCAAGAUGUUGGUCUUGAACAUUUGGUGGUCUCCUGAUGUGCUUUUGUGUAUGUAGUUUAUGUCUAACUCUGCUGUUUAUAGUGAUUGUGAUGCACAUUUUAAAAUGUUUGAAGUCAAUGCUGUUUUGAAGAAUAGCUUUUUUACUAAUUUAUUUAUUGGCUAAAGCCCCAUUUGUUACUUACCAUGGUUCUCCAGGCUAUUUGGAGCAUUCGUUCUCUGCCAAAUUUGUUCCAUUUUCUGACACCCAUAUUGGCAUUUGUUAUGCACUACUUUUGUAUCUUGGUGAGAGUUCUUUCCAACAGUCAGCUGUUUUAGGGCACACUUUUUGACUGAUGGCAUCUCCUUUGCAAUACCUCAAUUUUCUGAAUUUAGAAGAGAAAUUGAUAGUUUUGCUAUGUUUAUUAUUGAAAGGUCUGCAUAUAUAAUUUAACUCAGCAAAUAAAUGAUUUAACAAAUUGAUAAUUUUAUUUUUCCAUACAUUUUGCUUCCUAAAUUUGGAAGGUCGAAACAUUUAUAAACUAACAUGGUAACUUUAGGAGGACUCUUCCACAUAAAACUGCAGAACCUAAGUGCAGUAAUUUGAAAUGUCCCCAACUCCUUAAGUAAAAUUAAAGGCGUAAAAUCACCAAGAUAGUUUAAAUUAAUUUGAUUUAUAUAAAUCUUAAAUGAGCCCUUUUUAAGGGUGGGGUGGUGGUAGAAUGAUUUUUGUUUCAUCUGCUGUCAUUUCUUUCCUGAGACAACCUUAUUACUGUAGCACCUGAAUUAUUCAGCAUUGCCAUGGAGAAAAUGGCAAACACUGUAAUGCAUCUUUUUUAAAGAAAUCAUAUUUAUUUUCACUAUUUUUGUAGAAAUGUAAUUAUUUUGUUUUGAUUGUAUUAUUUUUAUAUUCUAAUAAGCUUGUUCACAUACUGUGUUCCCCGAAUGUAUGUAUUUCUGCCCAGGUGCAGGGCUCUGCAGAGAAAUUAAUUUUUUUAAAACCAUGCUGUGUUUUUGCAAAAGAAAACAUAAGCAAAUAUAUUUUAUGGGAAACACUUGACAUUUUAACCCCUGUUGCAUCUGGCCAUGAGGCCUUUCCUCAAAGAUGCUGAAAGACUUGAAUAUAACACAUUUUGGAAGGCUGACUAACCUCGACUCUGUGUUGUGAUGUGCAAUACUGUUUCUAAUGUUUGUAAGAAAAGAAAAAGAAUAACAGUGUAAACCUUUUAAUGCAGAUUUAUUUUUUUCAUUGCAUAUUUGCAAACUAGUUAUCCACAGUCAUUUUUUUACUGUCAGAAAUUUUACCCCUUUGUCAUGCUAAUAUUUUUAAAUCCAGAGAUCUUUGUACUGAUGUAAAUGAUUGUAGUUAUUUUGGAUAGUGUUUUGCUAAAAAAAGAUAAAAAGGAGAUACUUUUCAUGCAUAUUUGCCUAUUUUGUUCUUAUUUUAUUUUACUUUAAAAAUAUGACUACUUUUUCAACUGUAGCAUGAUACUUGGAAUAAUUUUCUUAUUCAGCCAGUGUCAUUAAUAUUAUUUUGUAUUUUUAUGUGAAAACAUAAUUUUAUGAUGCUAAUUCUUAAAAUUUAUUUUAUGUUGAUUUAUUUUUGGAGCUAAAAUCUUUGUAAUAUUGUUAAAGUCUCUAGAUUCUAAUUAAAUGCUUGUGUAUAGAUUCAGAGCAGUGGUUUACAGGAGUGUUUUGGUUGUAAUUAGCAACUAAUGGUUCUUGUUAUGCAAAUUAGACAGCCAUCAAUUUCUGCCAAUUCUGUUCAUUUUUUGUACUUUAUAGGGCAAGUUGAUUAGUACUUUUGAUUUUUAAAUAAAGGAGAACCCAUGCUUUUAUGGACACAAGAUCACCUCAAGCUUGAUUUAGUUUCAUUUUCAACUUCUUUACUUCCUUUGUUUUCAUAUUUCUGUUGAUGUCUAAUCCUCCAGUCUGUCUGUUGUACUGGUGAUAAUUCUGUACUGGAAUGGUUUGCUGCCACUAUUUAUAUUAAGUAAUUUUUAAAUAUUUGUAAUAUUAACUGUUGACUGAAUUAAUAAACCAUUAAACUAUU